Dreissena polymorpha is the source of this 741-nucleotide messenger RNA. RefSeq lists its product as uncharacterized. The coding region runs from base 1 to 741 and encodes 246 amino acids. The record is from RefSeq and is a predicted model, not a curated record. The transcript has a single exon. Lineage: Eukaryota; Metazoa; Mollusca; Bivalvia; Myida; Dreissenidae.
AUGGCGGAAAAUAAUGCUGAACCAACAAUCCGGGAUUUAAUGACACUCAUGAAAAAUGUAAGUGAUCGCCUUGAAUCUGUAGAAAAGAAAAUGGGCGGCAUAGACUCUAUCGAGAAGAAAAUGUGUAACAUGAAGAAAGAUCUGAAUAAACUUUGGGUUGCCCUAGAAGAUCGAGUAAGGAAGGUAGAUGAGCGCGUUACACGUAUUGAGGACAAGGUGGACGGGGCGGACUUUUACGCGGCGCAGCUGUCGGAGUGGGUACAGGAGCUGGAGAAACAGAGGGAUACCCUGCGUGACAACGUAACAUACCUCCAGUCGCAGUCAAUGCGCAAUAAUCUAAUAUUCACGGGGGUAUCGGAGGACAAUUCGAAUGGAAGUGAGCCACCGGAAACAACAGAGAAGAGGCUUCGCCAGCACCUCCAUGACGCAUGUAAGAUAGCUCGUGACGUUGCGGACUCCAUAAAGUUCGAAAGGGUGCACCGUUCACCGGGUUCACAAAUUUCUGGCAAGGUCAGAAAUAUAGUGGCGAAAUUUACAUAUUUCAAGGACAGAGAGAGCAUUCGAAAGUGCUGGAAAGAGUUAGAUGGGACUGUGCACCGUGUGUUCGAACAAUUUCCACAGGACGUAAUCGAAAAACGGCGUAAAUUAGUGCCUAAGAUGAAGGAGGCAAGGCGACAGGGUAAGCGUGCGUACCUGGUAUUUGAUACGCUUUACAUCGAUGGAAACGCGGUGCGAGCGUAG